Molecule: messenger RNA, 3797 nt
Organism: Malurus melanocephalus (red-backed fairy wren)
Lineage: Eukaryota; Metazoa; Chordata; Aves; Passeriformes; Maluridae
Gene: EMC1
Product: ER membrane protein complex subunit 1
Exons: 23
Coding region: 48-3008 (986 amino acids)
Biological process (GO): protein folding in endoplasmic reticulum
Cellular component (GO): EMC complex
Molecular function (GO): protein binding
Source: RefSeq, a predicted model, not a curated record
GGCAGCCCCGCGGCUCCGAAGGUCCCCCGGGCGCCGGGGCCGCUGUCAUGGCGGCGCGGCCGCGGGCGCUGCAGCUGCUGCUGGUCCUGGUGCCCUUGGCCGCCGCYGUCUAUGAGGACCAAGUGGGCAAGUUCGACUGGAGGCAGCAGUAUGUGGGGAAGCUCAAGUUCGCCUCCCUGGAGGCCUCGCAGGGCUCGAAGAAGCUCGUCGUGGCCACCGAGGAGAACGUGGUGGCCGCCCUGAACUCCCGGAGCGGCGAAAUCCUGUGGCGCCAUGUGGACAAGGGCACCCCGGAAGGAGCCAUCGACGCGAUGCUGAUCCAUGGGCAGGAUGCCAUCACAGUGUCCAACGCUGGGCGGAUUCUGCGCUCCUGGGAGACCAACAUCGGGGGCUUGAACUGGGAGACCUCCCUGGACACUGGCAGUUUCCAGGGAGCUGCCCUGGUGGGGCUCCCAGAGGCAGUGAAGUACGUGGCUGUGCUGAAGAAGGCAGCCCUGUCUCUGCACUACCUGUCCAACGGGCACCAGAAGUGGGUGGAGCAGCUGCCAGAAAGUGAGAGCACUCAGUACCAGCUGCUGUAUUCCCGGGGCACUGGAGUGAUCCAUGUGCUUGGCAUYGUUCCCCAGAGCCACCUGAACAUCUUGACGUUCAAUGUAGAAGAUGGAGAAAUCACAAAACAGGUGAGGGUGGCAGCCCCAUGGCUGCGGGACCUGCGGGGCUCCUGUGCCGUGGUGGGCGAGGCUGUGCUGCUGUGCCUGGACACUGCCACACACUCACUGCACUCCUGUGCCCUGGACACUGAGCAGGACAUGAGGCACAUCCCACUGCAGUCCCUGGAGCUGGAGUUUGCAGAUGACUUCCAGGCCAGGAUCUUGGCUACCCAGCCCAGUGUGACUGGUGCCUCACGGACUCAGUUCUUCCUGCAGCUGUCCCCRAGCCACUUCUCCCUGCUGCAGUACAAGCAGGGGCUGCUCAGCCACCUCCGGGACUUCCAGCAGGCAGCUCUGGUGAGCUUUGCAACGACYGGGGAGAAGACAGUGGCUGCUGUCCUGACAUGCAGGAGUGAACUGAAACCUGGCAGCUCUGAUGGUGGCAGUGCUCUGGAGGAUGCCCGCAGGCAGGAUUCCUUAAUCUGCUCCAACCAAACCUACAACAUCAACCUCUACCUGGUGGAAACAGGACAGAGAUUGUUGGAUACCACCAUCACCUUUACCCUGGAGCAGGGAGGGGCCAAGCCUCAGCAGCUGUACAUCCAAGUUUUCCUGAAGAAGGAUGACUCCGUGGGCUAUCGAGCCUUGGUGCAGACAGAGGACCACAUGCUCAUGUUCCUGCAGCAGCCAGGAAAGGUUGUAUGGAGUAGGGAGGAGUCACUGGCAGAGGUGGUAAGCUUGGAGAUGGUGGAUCUGCCUCUGACAGGUGCACAGGCUGAGCUGGAGGGAGAAUUUGGAAAAAAAGCAGAUGGKUUGCUGGGAAUGUUCCUGAAGCGCCUCUCAUCCCAGCUCAUCCUGCUGCAAGCCUGGACUGCUCACCUCUGGAAGAUGUUCUACGACGCCAGGAAGCCCCGGAGCCAGAUUAAAAAUGAGAUUAACAUUGACAAUUUGGCCAGGGAUGAAUUCAACCUGCAGAAAAUGAUGGUGAUGGUCACUGCCUCGGGAAAGCUUUUUGGCAUUGAGAGCAGCUCAGGCACCAUCCUGUGGAAGCAGUACCUCAGGAAUGUGAAACCAGGCUCCUCCUUCAAGCUKAUGGUGCAGAGAACAACAGCCCAUUUCCCCCACCCUCCCCAGUGCACUCUGCUCGUGAAGGACAAGGAAACCAAAAUGAGUUUUCUGUACGUCUUUAACCCCAUCUUUGGAAAGAAAAGCCAAGUAGCCCCUCCUGUUCUGAAGCGUCCAAUUCUCCAGACUUUGCUUCUGCCUAUUAUGGAUCAAGACUAUGCCAAAGUGCUGCUGCUGAUUGAUGAUGAGUACAAGGUUACACCUUUCCCAGCCACUAAAAACGUCCUUCGCCAGUUAGAAGAAAUUGCCCAUUCCAUCUAUUUUUAUCUGGUUGAUGCUGAGCAGGGAAAACUCUCUGGAUUCAGGUUGAAAAAGGACUUGAGCACGGAGGAGAGCUGGGAGGUGGCCAUCCCCACUGAGGUGCAGAGGAUUGUGACUGUCAAAGGGAAGAGGUCCAACGAGCACGUGCACUCCCAGGGCCGCGUGAUGGGCGACCGCAGCGUUCUCUACAAGUCCCUGAACCCCAACCUGCUGGCUGUGGUGACCGAGAGCACGGACACGCACCACGAGCGCACCUUCAUCGGGAUCUACCUCAUGGACGGGGUCACGGGCAGGAUCAUCCACUCCUCUGUGCAGAAAAAGGCCAAGGGGCCCGUGCACAUGGUGCACUCCGAGAACUGGGUGGUGUACCAGUACUGGAACACGAAGGCACGGCGCAACGAGCUGACGGUGCUGGAGCUCUACGAGGGCACAGAGCAGUACAAYGCCACGGCCUUCAGCUCCCUGGACCGGCCCAUCCUGCCCCARGUGCUGCAGCAAUCCUACAUCUUCCCCUCUGCCAUCAGUGCCAUGGAGGCCACCAUCACCGAGCGGGGCAUCACCAGCCGCCACCUCCUCAUUGGGCUUCCCUCCGGGGCCAUCCUGUCCCUUCCCAAGGCUCUGCUGGACCCUCGGCGCCCUGAGAUCCCGACRGAGCAGAGCAGGGAGGAGAACCUGAUCCCCUACUCCCCAGAUGUGCAGAUCCACGCUGAGAGGUUCAUCAACUACAACCAGACCAUAUCCAGGAUGAGGGGCAUUUACACAGCCCCCUCCGGCCUCGAGUCCACGUGCUUGGUGGUGGCCUACGGGCUGGACAUCUUCCAGACWCGAGUGUACCCCUCCAAGCAGUUUGACGUGCUCAAGGACGACUAUGACUAUGUGCUCAUCAGCAGUGUCCUCUUCGGGCUGGUCUUUGCCACCAUGAUCACCAAGAGGCUGGCCCAGGUGAAGCUGCUGAACCGGGCCUGGCGCUGAGGGAGGCCCAGCCUGGACAGCAGCUGGGCUGGGAUGGCCUGGAGGGCUCUGCUGGGAUCCCAGCUCCCCCAAGGGAUGGAUCCAAACACCUUGGAUUGGAAGAUUUCASUGAGGAAAAGCUGCUGGUGGAACAAAAACCCACACUGCCCGCACGUCUCUCAUGAGGAGAGAUGGAAGAGAUGAAAAAUUGAGACUUUUUUUAGUCUGUUCUGACUGGAAGAGGUCCCAACCUUCCCUUAAAGCCCCCAAAUCAGUGUGUCCCUGCUGUUGGUGAACACUAAGGAUGUGCAUCCUGCCCAUCUUGGGCUCUUCCUCAGCGCCAGCUGUGCCCACAUCUGGCAGAGAGGGGGGUGAGCGUCGUUGGCUGCUGAGAUGUGGAUCGAGCUCCUGCUGUAAGGAAGAGACCUUGGGUGAUUUCCUCAGGAAAAAUGUUGGGAAUGGGGUGACUGUCACUGGGAAACAGCCUCAUGGAGCCACUGAUGAAGCUGCAGAGCAGUGGGAGGAAUUUGAACCUAAAGCCUCUCCGUGUUUAUUUAUUAUUAUGAAAACAUCAGUUCCUUCCCAUUUGUUUCUAAAUUCUCCUGCUUUUUCUUUUUCUGUAUGCACUGCUGGGUUAAAGUGAGGUGGUCCAAGGGGAGGAGCCCCUCGGGCCUGCAUUAAUGAACUCUGUGGGUUUAAAUUGUUAUGGUCCAGUUUGGCAGCGAGUUGUUCCCCCAGGAGAGGCUGUGUCCCUCCCACCCCUUCCCAGUGUCCAGAUCCCAAAAUAAAGCUGUGGAGCAGGGAGCCRGU